AUGGCUCCGGCAUCGGCAGACGGAUUGAACGUGCUUAUCCUAGGAGGCGGAAUCUCUGGGCUGACAACAGCUUUGGCGUUGACCAAGUUCGCACCCACAGGACAAGUGCCGCGUAUCAGCAUAUUCGAGAUUCGCCCAGAGCUUGCCACAAUCGGAGGMGCCGUCAACCUAACACCAAAUGCGCUACGAAUGCUAGACCAUCUUGGAGCGCUUCCUAUCAUUCGGGAGCGUGGCUAUGGGCGAGACAUUGACUUUCUGGAGGUCUUCGACAUCUACUCUGGUAAACUUGCGGAGUCUAGCUUUCGGGGACCAGAGGGCAAGGGUGUUGGGAAUCCGCCUUACAAAGCUCUCCGAAUCACCCGAGGAGAGGCCCUGAAAGGCGUCAUUGCCGCGAUCGAGAAGCAUGACAACAUCACCAUCACCUGUGACAAGCGCACCAUGAAGAUCGAGGAGACUGCGGACAGCGUGACUCUUCACUUCGAGGAUGGCGGUUGGGCUACUGGGGAUCUUCUGAUGGGCUGCGAUGGCAUUCACUCCGCUGCCCGCUUGAAACAUGUUGAGCCAGAACGGAAGGCGACCUACUCCGGUGUGUCGAAUGCGUUUGGAUUUUCCCCCAUCGAAAAGGAGUUCCAGGUGCACUUCGAGUGCACGGCGAUCAACUUCGCUCGUAAGGGUAUGCUUCUCACCAGUUUUCAUUCUGGAGCCGCCGACUCGGUAUAUGUGGGAGCUCUGAUGCAGGUUGAGGAUGUCGGGUCUCGUGAUGGCUGGAAAUCUAUUGGCGCGGACGCGGAGAAGACUAGAGCCCAGCUGCUGGAGCGAUUUGGGGAUGCAAAGAUUCCGUGUAUCAAGACUUUGAUUGAAAAGACCACAGAUUUCUAUCUCUGGCCGGUGUUUACGCUUUCGAAUCGAGGAAAAUGGGCAACGGAUCGGGUCAUGCUUCUUGGUGAUGCAGCACACGCUAUGCCACCUCAAGGGGAAAGUACCGGAAUUGUGUUCGAAGAUACUGUCCUCUUCUCGCGCUGCCUCACCAGGUGGAUGGAGAAGGGCAAGCCGAACACCAUGAAAGAGGCCUUCGAUGCAUACGAAAGCCUUCGACGAAAGCGAAUCGACGGCGCGUUCGAGGAGUCGAAGAACGUUGUCAGCACUGUGUCCGAUGCGGGUUGGCUUGGACACACCAUCAAGACGUUGGUCAUCCCGUGGUACCUGUGGUUCACCAGUAAAAUCCGCGAGGCACACUUCAUCGAGGAUGUCACCACCACAGACAUCCAGUACUGA
Messenger RNA from Ramularia collo-cygni, 1275 nucleotides. RefSeq names its product related to salicylate hydroxylase. The record is from RefSeq and is a predicted model, not a curated record. Lineage: Eukaryota; Fungi; Ascomycota; Dothideomycetes; Mycosphaerellales; Mycosphaerellaceae. The transcript is spliced from 2 exons. Gene Ontology annotation, molecular function: monooxygenase activity; FAD binding. Bases 1 to 1275 code for a protein of 424 amino acids.